Messenger RNA from Aspergillus clavatus NRRL 1, 972 nucleotides. RefSeq names its product cyclin-dependent serine/threonine-protein kinase CDC28 (gene nimX). The record is from RefSeq and is a predicted model, not a curated record. The transcript has 4 exons. Gene Ontology annotation, molecular function: cyclin binding; cyclin-dependent protein serine/threonine kinase activity; ATP binding. Gene Ontology annotation, cellular component: nucleus; cyclin-dependent protein kinase holoenzyme complex; cytoplasm. The coding region runs from base 1 to 972 and encodes 323 amino acids. NCBI's taxonomy places the organism in Eukaryota, Fungi, Ascomycota, Eurotiomycetes, Eurotiales, Aspergillaceae. Gene Ontology annotation, biological process: protein phosphorylation; regulation of gene expression; regulation of G2/M transition of mitotic cell cycle.
AUGGAGAAUUAUCAAAAGAUUGAAAAGAUCGGUGAGGGAACCUACGGUGUCGUUUACAAGGCCCGUGAGCUCACUCAUCCCAACCGCAUCGUUGCUUUGAAGAAGAUUCGGCUCGAGGCAGAGGAUGAGGGUGUUCCAAGCACAGCUAUUCGGGAAAUCUCGCUACUCAAAGAGAUGAGCGACCCAAACAUUGUACGACUUCUCAACAUCGUUCAUGCGGACGGCCAUAAACUCUAUCUCGUCUGUGAAUUCCUGGAUCUCGACCUCAAGAAAUACAUGGAGGCGCUCCCUGUGAGCGAGGGUGGACGUGGAAAGGCGUUGCCAGACGGUUCUGCGCUCAGCAAAAGCCUGGGCCUGGGAGAUGCCAUGGUGAAGAAGUUCAUGGCUCAGUUGAUUGAGGGAAUUCGCUAUUGCCACAGCCAUCGUAUUCUGCAUCGAGAUCUGAAGCCUCAAAAUCUGCUGAUUGACCGCGAUGGCAAUCUCAAACUGGCUGAUUUCGGCUUGGCGAGAGCAUUUGGUGUUCCACUGAGAACCUAUACUCACGAGGUCGUGACAUUAUGGUAUCGCUCGCCUGAAAUCCUUCUUGGUGGCCGUCAAUACUCCACUGGCGUCGACAUGUGGUCUGCCGGCGCUAUCUUUGCUGAGAUGUGUACCCGCAAGCCAUUGUUCCCUGGUGAUUCCGAGAUUGACGAGAUUUUCAAAAUCUUCCGCAUCCUUGGUACUCCAGACGAAAUUAUCUGGCCUGGCAUCACUUCCUUCCCCGAUUAUAAGCCGACUUUCCCCAAGUGGAAGCGUCAAGAGCUCCGCUCACUUGUCCCGGGCUUGGAAGAGGAUGGCAUUGACCUUUUGGAGGCUCUGCUCGAAUAUGACCCCGCGCGACGAAUCUCCGCCAAGCAGGCCUGCAUGCAUCCAUACUUCCAACAUGGCAGCUCCUACUACUCUGGUCGCGGCCGGAGAAAUAAUUACCACUAA